UUCGGAGCAGGGAGGCGAUGUACUCUCCGCCCAGCUAAUUUCUCCCCGGUCUUGGCCUGGACAGGUGUUGCUGCUCGGGACUGCCGUUGCACGCGUUCUGGCUCGGACCACAUCUCUCUCUGGGGACCGUACCCGUGGCUGGGGAACCGAGUGAGGCCGUUGCCUUGACGACAACAGCAUGCGGCCCCUGGUCCCCGGAAUAGUGAGUUUGCCAAGGGAGGGCCGCGGCCCAUCUGCCGCCCUGCCUGCUGCUUCUAGGACCUGUCACUGAUCCGCAGAGGAAAUCUCAACCCAGGGGAGCUGCCAGUUUGCCAGUCAGCGUCUUUUUGACCUGCCAACGAGAUGCAUGUGUUUCCAAGUUGAAAACCUUUGGCUCUGUCUAUGUGAAAAAGGAGUUGAAGAAGCAGAAAAAUUCCUACUGGUUUUAAAUUAAAAUGGAAAAAUAUGAGAAUCUUGGAUUGGUUGGAGAAGGGAGUUAUGGAAUGGUGAUGAAAUGUAGGAAUAAAGACAAUGGAAGAAUUGUGGCCAUCAAGAAGUUCUUAGAAAGCGAUGAUGACAAAAUGGUUAGAAAAAUUGCUAUGCGAGAAAUCAAGUUACUAAAGCAACUGAGGCAUGAAAAUUUGGUGAAUCUGUUGGAAGUGUGUAAGAAAAAGAAACGCUGGUACCUAGUCUUUGAAUUUGUUGAUCACACCAUUCUUGAUGACUUGGAACUCUUUCCCAAGGGACUAGACUACCAAGUUGUCCAAAAGUAUUUGUUUCAGAUUAUUAGUGGAAUUGGAUUUUGUCAUAGUCACAAUAUCAUACAUAGAGAUAUAAAGCCAGAAAAUAUACUGGUCUCUCAGUCUGGUGUUGUCAAGUUAUGUGACUUUGGAUUUGCUCGAACACUGGCAGCUCCUGGGGAGGUUUAUACUGAUUACGUGGCUACACGAUGGUACAGAGCGCCAGAACUGCUGGUUGGUGAUGUCAAGUAUGGCAAGGCUGUUGAUGUGUGGGCCAUCGGUUGCCUGGUAACUGAAAUGCUCAUGGGGGAAGCCCUAUUUCCUGGAGAGUCUGAUAUUGAUCAACUGUAUCACAUUAUGACAUGUUUAGGUAAUUUAAUUCCAAGACAUCAGGAGCUGUUUUAUAAAAACCCUGUGUUUGCUGGAGGAAGAUUGCCUGAAAUAAAGGAAACAGAGCCUCUUGAAAGACGCUAUCCUAAGCUGCCUGAGGUUGUGAUAGACUUAACAAAGAAGUGCUUACAUGUUGACCCAGACAAAAGACCUUUCUGCCCUGAGCUCCUGAGCCAUGAUUUCUUUCAAGCGGAUGGGUUUGCUGAGAGGUUUUCUCAGGAACUUCAGUUAAAAGUUCAGAAAGAUGAAAAGAAUAUGUCAUGUAAAAAAUCCCAAACCAGAAAGAAGGAAAAGGAAAAAGAUGAUUCCUUUAGUGAAGAAAGAAAAACACCUGUGGUACAGGACACCAAUAGUGAAUCCAAAAUUACGGACUCUAAACCAUUUAAGUUAAAAGCAUCAAAACUUGAUGGAGAAAAAGUCAACAGAGCUUCAAAUGCCAACUGUCUCUAUGACAAUGGGACCAGCCACACCAAAGCAGUGCCUUCCACAAGCCUCAGAGACAGCAGCGUUGCCAACUUGGAUCAUGCGAAGAGCCCAGGCAUGGCAAUUCCUCCACUCACACACAGUCUUGCUACCAUGGCUCCUGGUGUUAAUUCUGUGGUGGGCACCAUCCCAGGAGGGCAGAAUUACAGAAUGGAUGAGAAAACUAAGUAUUGCAUUCCAAUUGUUAAACCAAAUAAGCUCUCUCCAACGGGAAUUUACAACAUGAAUGUGGCUACACCAGUCUCUAAUGAAAAGAGCCUCCUUCAGGCAAAUAAGAAAAGAAAAGAAUAUGCCAGAGCAGAUGUCCAUUUGCCUGAACUAAACUACAACCAUCUCCCUCAGCUAAAAGCCUUAGAAGGCAUUGCUCGAAAUUCUAGGUUAAUAAAGAAAGAGAACAAAACUCUAUUGGAAACUCGGAUUCCUCCACUGGCUGCCAUUGACCUGCAUUCUCCCAGUACUGCAGUGCAUCAGGCAUCAGGAUCUUUCUCAUCAGAUGAUUCAGAGGCCGAUUUGCCUCGGAUGGAGCACCAGCACUGACAAUCCUUUUAAUUCUAAUCAGGAUGCUGCUCUUACACUGGAAAUGAGGUCCUCUUGCAACGGGAGUGCUGAUAUCCUAGGAGAAGCACCCGUGUUUUGAUAAUUUCCUUCUGAACUGCUUGUUUUUCUAUGAAAGGCUUAGUAUAAGAAGAAGACAGAAACUUCUGAAUGUAUCCAAGGGGGAUUGAACAAGUCCCUCCCGCUCCAUCCCCAGCUGUGACCCCAUCGCGUUUCUAAUGUACCAGUGCUAUUUCAAGAUAUAGCCAAUGAGAGAAUAGUGACAUGCUUCUUGUACACGAAGGUAUAUUUGCGGUUAGUAGAUUGUAUCUUUAAAGUUACCUAAGAUAAAAAAGUGAGUAAAAGAAG
Messenger RNA from Dipodomys spectabilis (banner-tailed kangaroo rat), 2495 nucleotides. RefSeq names its product cyclin dependent kinase like 2 (gene Cdkl2). NCBI's taxonomy places the organism in Eukaryota, Metazoa, Chordata, Mammalia, Rodentia, Heteromyidae. Bases 435 to 2129 code for a protein of 564 amino acids. Gene Ontology annotation, biological process: protein phosphorylation. The record is from RefSeq and is a predicted model, not a curated record. The transcript is spliced from 14 exons. Gene Ontology annotation, molecular function: ATP binding; cyclin-dependent protein serine/threonine kinase activity. Gene Ontology annotation, cellular component: nucleus.